AGCCUGUGAUUGGACGAUAUUGCAGUUGCCGCGCUCUAUAUAAUUUUUGGCCUGGUCAUCGGUCAUCUAUUCCUACAGUGCAGUUGAUAUGUAUACCACAAUGGUGUUUGCAAAGAGGGAAAGCAGGCCAUUCACAUGAUAUACAGAUCAGUAUUAAUACGCAGGCGUCAGUCGGUAUUUGAAACCCUGUGUAGCGUUGCUUCGAAAGAGCUGUGAUGAAAAUACUAGAGAAUAGGUCUUUGUCUUCAAUAAUGAUUUACAGUCUAUGCGGGUGUGGGUAAAUUUAGAGCAACCGUUUGAAUAAUUAGUCUAAAUUUGUGACGCGCGCUGUUACCGUGCGGUGCUUGAGGUCUGCACCUGUUCACUAACAUGCUGAAGCCCGUGGUGAGUGCUCCAUCUGCGUAGGAAACAUCACUUUUUGACAUUUUAAAGCCUUUUAUUUGAAUUAACUAGAGAGCGCGUUAUUUCUGCAGAGUAUUUACAGUAAGGUCUAGUUUAGCAAUUAUGCCAUGUAGGCAAGCGAACGGCUUUGUUCAGACCAGUGAUAAUUAGCCUUUAGUGUCGUAAGGCGACGUUGUGGACCAUCUGUGAAGAAGGCAAGACGAAUAGAUCGCCAUAGUGUGCAGUUCCGCGAUGCUCGGCCAGUCACCUCACCUUAUUGGAGGUAUCUUGUGGAUCCAGAAUCCAAUGAGAGCUGUCCACUGCAACCUGACCCAGAAUGGGAUGGACCACCAGAUGUGCCCGGACGAUGUGACCUCUCACCUGGAGGAGGAGCCUCUGGACCAGGGUGCCAUGCUGGACGACGACAGCCCCACCUAUCAGGACGUGAGCCCCGGGUACCAGCGCCGCUCACCGCCCCAGCGCUCCGUCUCCGAGUCAGAACUCUCACGUUCGGGGAACGUAAAGCUGUCCAAGCCGGUGGCCCUGUGGACCCAGCAGGACGUGUGCAAGUGGCUGAAGAAGCACUGCCCCAAGCAGCACCAGAUCUACAGUGACUCCUUCAAGCAGCAUGACAUCACAGGACGGGCUCUGAUGAGAUUGACGGACAGGAAGCUGGAGCGAAUGGGCAUCAUGCAGGAGGGCCAACGGCAGUACAUACUCCAGCAGGUCCUGCAGCUCCGCGUCAGAGAGGAAGUCCGAACCCUGCAACUACUCACGCAAGCCUCUCUGGAGUGUUCUCCGUAGCCCGGGCGUUCCAGGACGCCAGCUGCCAAAAGGACCCAGUCUCCCUCGGACCUCCUACAUCUGACCCCCUCCCACCACCAAUCAGAGCUGUCCUGACCCCAACCUUAAUCCUAACUCCAAGCUUAACCCCAUGCUUAGUCCCAAAACCUCAAACCUUCACACAAGUAAAUUCAUUGGCUUGUCCAGUGACUUAUCAUAGACAUUCUAUCACUUUCUUGCCUUUAACAAAGCAUUCCCACUACAUUUGUCCCUACGCCACCCCAACUCUCCUACCCCUUUCUGAAGCACCACUAGCCCAGGACAUUCUGAGAACAAGCAUCAAGAGCUGGACAACUUAUCAACCCUCAACCGACGAUCCAACCACAAAGACUGCGGAGAGCAACGAUAAAACACACAUGUCAAAAAUGGCAUCAAAUUGAAAAAAACUUCUAUGAUAAUUCCUCCAUGGCCGUCCUAUGUGAAUACAACCCCCAGGAUACACCACUGAGCCGGUGUGUAACAUUCUGUUCUAAUGGUGACUUUAUAGACAUAUUGGGUACACCAGCCUUUCGCUCUUUACCCUCCGUCUUCUUUCUCUCGGUCUCUCUCGCGCUCUGUCCUCACUGACUAUGUCGGCGCAGCGAGAGGGUGACACAUUUUGCACUUCUAUAUGUUCCCUUUCUCCUUCACUCUCUCUCCCUCUUUUUCCGACUAUUGUCUGCAUUGAUUCUGUGCAUUGUCAGUGUCUGGGCUUGCCUGGUGAAAAUAUUGUCUCGGUUGUCCUAUCUGUGUCCUCUGCCCUGCUCCACUCUCUCCCUCCCUCACUUUGUGGGUCGCUCCCUCAGCGAACCCUUCCAUGUGAGAGAACUUCACUGCGAAUACAUCCAGGUGUGGCAUGAAGAGAGAGAACCAGGUGAAAAGUAAACGACUGAAAACCUACAUGGGACAAUUGGUGGGUUGAGAGAUGUGGUUGAGAGAGAACCAGGCAAGUGCUUCUCUACUGAUGAAGAGAACAUAAAGAAGAAAAAGAUCACACUGAAGACUCCCCCCCCUCUCCAUUUUAAAUAUGAGCUGUAUUGAAAAUAGCGUAGAAAGGAAAAUGUGCAAAAAAACAUGUACCAUGUGCAAAAAAACAUGUACCAUGUGCAAAAAACAUGUACCAGGUGCAAAAAAAACAUGUACCGUGUGCAAAAAAAACAUGUACCAUGUGCAAAAAAACAUGUACUGUGUGCAAAAAAACAUGUACCGUGUGCAAAAAAACAAACCAUCCAAUUGUUUUAUGACAAACUAACUCUUUGCUGUAACUGUUAAUGUGAAAUGGCCAUUCACUGUUAAUAUAAAGGCCUUUUACUGUACUUAGAAGCACAUGGAACUGUCAUGCCAACAAUCCCGUCAAUUGCUUGGGCCAUCGUCCACUAUGUGUGUUUUCAAACCCUGUAGCCAGUAUGCUGGAGUGAUUCCUAUUACCCAUGUAUCACUACCACUGUAGCAUGACCUAUUGUCACCAUCACAACAACUUCCUCUCUGUGAAUAGGAAUAAAUGGGUAUCCCCCAAAAAUAAAUGGCUGUCAAGAAAUGGAAGUAGGGGAAUUCCAACCCUGGAGAAAGCCAUUGGUUUAGCUGAAUUUAAUUGCAACAUUGGGUCUUGUGUUACGAGUGUCCAUUGUUUGGAUUGAAGCUUGGCUUAUGCUGUGUAGUUGGUGGUUGGCCCAUUAGUAGCAAAUUUAAUAGUAUUGAUUAAACCUUCAGGACUCUGUAGACCUACAGGCCUGGAAUAGCCCAUCCCUGACAUUGGAGAGGUAAGGAAUGCUGAUACUUAGUCACAUGGGAUGAAGUAGUUCUUAGCUAAACACAAGUGGCUAUUUCAUGCUUCGGUGGAGAUCUGGUGUCAGUAUCUCUCUUGGCUAGUGGGGGCUGCCUGCCCUGCCUGCUGCCAGUUGGGGGACCUGGCACCUUCUCUUCACAUCAUCUGGAUGUCGAUAGUCGAACUGGGAGAAGUAGUCUACAGUAUUAACCCAAGGCGGUGUUUGGAUAAAGAAAAGAAAACUCCUGGAACUGUAACAUGGGCUGCUCCUUCCUUCCAACUAUAACUGGGCUGUAAAUGAGUUAUUUAGUAAAGGAAGUAUUAUGACUUUGUAUAUGGUAACUCACCAUGUGACUUUCAGGGCAUUUCGAACCUGGGUCCUGUUCAUAAGGGCACACCGGAACCAAAAGUUUUGCGACGGAAAACCAGACCGAGCGUUUCUUAUUGGACAAGUCCAAGUAGUCUCAUGUUUGAACCCAUUUUCCCCCCGUUUGGUGCCUAAUGCACAUGACCAUGCCAGCUCUGCCAAGGUGCCCGAGGACUUGCCUGAACUGGCUAUUUCCACAAUCCCCUGAUGUAUUUUUUACACUUUUGGAAUUUAUUCAUUGGCACUUUACUAGUGCACUGUUACCCAAGAGAAAACCUUACUUUCUUAUUGCACAAGACAAACCUUAGUACAUCACCCACACAUACAUGCAAAUGGAAGCAGACUUACAAGGAAUUAUGUGACUACACAGUCAGACAUUACAUUCACAGGUGUAUAUAAAUACAUAUGCCUAUAUUAUGCACGCGCAAACACAAACACACAUUGGACACAUACACAUUAACACACUUAAACUAAUACAACUGUUAAAGGGAUAGUUUGGGAUUAUGUUUCCGAGUCCACUAUAAAGGAAGUUAGCAUUGGCUCGUGAAACUACCUCUAACUAGUUUAGGGCAAAGACUACAACCUAUCCCUUUACAGUUUUUUUCAAUCGCAUACAAGCAGUUUUUGUGUCUGUGUUGGAACAUCUAUUGCAGAAAACCGCAAUGAUGAAAUGCUCAAAUACAUUUACAGAACUUCUGGUCAUAUCUUAGAUCACCAUUUGCAAAACGCUUAAUUCAAAUGUCAUCAGUGACAUUACGUGUUCUGUUCACAUAAUAUAACACAAUUACGGCCCUGCUACACUAUAGCCAUCGGGCGUCUGGCGUUGCCAUCAGCUGAUGAGAAAAGGCUUCCUUUGAAAUCGAAGAAAGCUGCUUCACUGUCAGUGUUGCAUCACGUCCAAUGGCAGCAGCGCCCAAGCUCAAGAAUCGCCAUGGUGAAAUUGUUGAUGGCUGAUGCGCGAGUUCAUUCUAUCUUGUGAAUUGAAAUAAUGAGAAAUAAAGUUGCUUUUGGUUGCAUAUGGCUUUGACUACACCACGGGUUAUUUUACGUUCACAAUGUAAACAAAAGCAACGUCCGUAAUUAGAGAACAGAGAAUCAUUUAAUACAACUAAUAGGAACAGCUUAAUCAGUACUUCUGAAAAACUGGACAAAAGAUAUUGUACUUAGGCAUAAUUGAUGAAUACGGAACUGUACAUUUGGGGAAAAUAGAAUGAAGACGCUUUCAAAACAACGCGCUGGUGGCAUAGCAACGAAAAGCUUAAAUCAGGAGAGAACUUUGUGCGAUUGUGUUCACUGUUUCCGGCAAUCCGUAUACUGCACACAAUUCUAAAUCACCCCUUUCAGUGUCAUAUUAUGUAGCCCUAAAAUAUAUGGAAAGGUCUAGAUGACUGUUGGGGCUGUCUAGUUGUUAUGACAUUAUUUUUGACAAUAUUGCAGACAUUCAGAGAUGCACAUAAUUAAGUAAUCAUGCGGCCUAUUCAUAUCAGUUGUGUUCCUCCACCUUACCAUAUUUCUAUUGCGUAUGGUUUUUCUGUGAACCAAUGGAAAGUCUACAGAACAAUGAACAAACCAGCCUUUGUAUUGAGUACAUGGAAUUGGAUUGUGAUGAUACUGAUGAAUGAAUCGUGUGCACACAAGUGCUUUUUUAAAUCAGGAUUAUUUGAUGAGUAUGACAUUGUUUUGGUGAAAUAUGCAUAAAAGGACAGGAAUUGCCCAUAACUCUGCACCUUUUGGAUAGCUGUACUUCUACUUUUGAUCAUCAUGAUUUUGUGACUGUAAAUCAAAUGUAUUGAUCUACUGGGAUUUGUAAAAGCCAGACUAACUUCCUGUUUUGUCUGCUCGGACUCAAAAGAGAAGUUUGGUUGCGUUCAUCUUUCUGUGGGUGGUGGUGUUCUUUUGAUGAAUCUAUUAGCAAUGUUGAUGGUAGGCUAUAAUAUCAUUUUGAUGAAUGUAUUUUAUGUUUUGAGAAGGCAACUACAUUUUUGAAAAGGCAUUUGACUCUUUUCCAAAAGUCCACGGAGUUCUGUGUCUGGUGAACACUGUUUUGAAAAUUGACAACAUUGUUCCAAAAAAUGCUUGAAAUCGAUUGAGAAAAACGAAUGUAUGAUUUUUGGCCAGUUUGACAGCAUGUUUAGUUUUUUUUACUUUCUGGUGUUAUUUUUGUAUCAAACAGGCAUGCAGACCAGGUCUUCAGCCCCCCACAAUCUACAUAUAGGGUGCCUAAUCAUGGAUAUCAAUGAAAUAUGAUAAAUAUCUUAAUAAAUCUAUUAACCUGUA
Molecule: messenger RNA, 5612 nt
Organism: Oncorhynchus nerka (sockeye salmon)
Lineage: Eukaryota; Metazoa; Chordata; Actinopteri; Salmoniformes; Salmonidae
Gene: samd12
Product: sterile alpha motif domain containing 12
Exons: 5
Coding region: 634-1185 (183 amino acids)
Biological process (GO): cell surface receptor protein tyrosine kinase signaling pathway
Cellular component (GO): cytoplasmic side of plasma membrane
Molecular function (GO): protein binding
Source: RefSeq, a predicted model, not a curated record